Molecule: messenger RNA, 639 nt
Organism: Spodoptera littoralis (African cotton leafworm)
Lineage: Eukaryota; Metazoa; Arthropoda; Insecta; Lepidoptera; Noctuidae
Source: the annotation of a GenBank genome assembly
AUGACUAAUACUCUUGAAAGCUUUACAGAUGUUCUGGGCGAUGAAAUUGGUAACUCCCAGCCGUUGUCUUUGCCGUCUUCUGCUGAAAGUAGAGGUUUCCCUGUGUCUGUCAAUAAUAAUCCUAUUAAAACUACGAAUAUCAAUGUUGGAGUUACAGGACGCCCUUCUAAAUGUACUGGACAGCAUGGACAAUUCAGGAGUGUGGAGGAAAUAGUGGCACCAGUGAAAGCGCUAUGCACUGAAAGAUUAACAGAAUGGUACUCAAAGUUCACGAAGCUUGGUUUAAUGUGUAUCGAAGUUACUGGCGACACUGACGUAGAUUUCACACAGCUUAAACCUUACAAGUUCGGAGACGAGUGUCGUCCUGUGAAGUUGAAGCGUAUUGUGGAAGGGUAUCCCUGUGCUGAAGGCACCAGUAUAUUCAAGUUCGAUAUCAUACUUAAUUACAAGUUGUGGCCCAUUAUACAGAAAUACCAUUGCGGAAAACCUACUUUGAUAUUCUGCAAUACUCGUAAGAGUGUAAUAUUGACGGCGGAGACUCUGUCCCGUGAGUUGACAGUUAGCUUCAACGCGGAACAAAAGGCGAAGCUAACUGCCCUAGCUUCUACAAUUAAGAACAAGACAUUACAGGUGAAUUAA